Messenger RNA from Hibiscus syriacus, 1062 nucleotides. Its product is annotated as 60S ribosomal protein L7-1-like. Gene Ontology annotation, molecular function: structural constituent of ribosome; RNA binding. The record is from RefSeq and is a predicted model, not a curated record. Lineage: Eukaryota; Viridiplantae; Streptophyta; Magnoliopsida; Malvales; Malvaceae. Gene Ontology annotation, biological process: maturation of LSU-rRNA from tricistronic rRNA transcript (SSU-rRNA, 5.8S rRNA, LSU-rRNA). The coding region runs from base 95 to 853 and encodes 252 amino acids. The transcript has 6 exons. Gene Ontology annotation, cellular component: cytosolic large ribosomal subunit.
AUUUCCCUUCCAUCUUUUUCAUACUCUACCCGUUUGCCGCCGCCGCCGUUGUUCAUCAGCGGCGCCACCAACUUUAACUCCGUUUACUGAAAAGAUGAUGACGGGAGAGGAAGGACAGCCAUUGCCGUAUGUAUCGGAGAUAGUGUUGAAAAAAAGGAAAAUAAGAGAUGAGUUAGCGAUUACGAGGAGGACCCAGUUGGAGUUGGGUAAAUAUGGAGCGAAGAAAAGCAAGAAGCAAUCUUAUGUUUCCGACAUCAAAAGACCAGAACAGUUCAUAAAAGAGUUCAGAGAUAAGGAGUUGGAUCUGAUCAGAAUGAAACAGAGGGCAAAGAGGCCAAAGUUGACAAUACCAAAACUGAGGUCAAAGUUACUUUUCAUCAUCCGUAUUCAAGGCAAAAAUGAUAUGCAUCCAAAAACUAGGAAGAUCUUGUACAAACUGAGAUUGAGGAAAGUUUUCAGUGGUGUCUUUGUGAAGGCAAGUGAGGGUGUGAUGGAGAUGUUGCAGAAGGUGGAACCGUAUGUCACAUAUGGAUAUCCUAAUCUUAAGAACGUGAAGGAGCUGAUUUACAAGAAGGGAUAUGCAAGGAUCGACAAGAAAGCAGUACCUCUGACAGAUAACAACAUAAUCGAACAGACAUUGGGGAAGUAUGGAAUUAUAUGCAUAGAAGACAUUGUACACGAAAUUGCGAAUGUCGGUCCACAUUUCAAGGAGGUUGUUCAUUUUAUGGGACCUCUAAUGCUGAGCAAGCCAGAAGAUGGAUUAAUCAAAGGGAAGAAACAGCCAUACAAAGAAGGCGGAGAUGCCGGAAAUCGUGAAGAUGAAAUCAAUGACCUAAUCAGUAAGAUGAACUAGGUUGAAUAUUUGAGUUCGUAGAAGUAAGUUUUGAUGGGUGGAAGGUGUCUAGUUUUGAAUUGACUUUUGUUUUCAUUAUAAUCAAGCUAAUUUACUAUUUUUUGUAUGUUGAGAAAAAAUCCCUUUGAAUCUUCUGGUUUGCUUAAUAUUUGCACAUGGUUGUGCAUUUUGAUGCUCAAUGAUUGUUUGGCAACCGAGAAACUGAAAGA